AUGGGGUCGAGCCAGAAAAGAAAGAAGGAGAAGCAGAAAGACUUUCAGAAAGCGAAACUUAAGGUUGGCAAGGCAAAGCCCAAGCCGGCGAACUUUACAGAUACAAGCUUCAGAUCGAAAGCAAUCGUGUUAAACCAACAAUCACUAUCAACCACCGCACCUACAUCCUCCUCCCAAUUCUCCCAUCAUCUAUCACUACUCUCGUCUAAAUCCGACACACAGCGGAAAGAAUCGCUCGCCCAUCUCACGACCUCGGUGGCAUCUCGACCCGUAGACUCAGCCCUACCGCAGCCAGUAAGCGUGAUGCUACCCAAACUAGUGCCUCUCCUCCUGGACGCGAGUAACAGCGUGCGCGCACAACUACUCAAAUUUCUCAAGACUCUUCCCGCGGCCGAUAUAGAGACGCACGCCGCUCAAUUGCUACCCUAUAUACGCGCGGGAAUGACACAUUUAGCAGCGGAUAUUCGUUCCUCAGCAGUUGAGGUUCUGGGUUGGCUUGUUCAGGCGGCAGGAAGCGAGGUGGUUUCGUGUCCCGGCGGCUGGAUCAAGACGUUAAAUUGUUUCUUGUCGCUUCUCGGAUGGCAUACGGAGGAGUCGGCCAAGUGGUCUUCGAAUCGGAGCUCGUUUGGCAAGGCCGGAAGUGAAGGUCGGCCCAUGGUGAAAGCGCUUCAGGCUCUGGCUGAGUUUCUGCGAGCUGGUAUUGGCAGUGACCAGGAUGAGGACGAGGAUCUCGUAAUGCGUGACGAGCGUGCAGCCGACUACGAGGUUGGCGUAGAGUUCUUCCCUAUUGAUCUCUCGGUGCGGCAGAAUAUGAUCCCGGACAGGUCUGCGCCCUACGCUUACCUCAAUUUAUUCGGGCAGCCGCGGGAUGCAGAGGGCGAGAUGUACGAGAGUCGAGAAGAUCGCUUGCGCGUGUUUGCUGAUAUGUUUCGGAAAGCUAUUGAACGCGGGGUGGAAAAUGCGCGCAAGGAAGGGGGUGAGGUUGGACGGGCUUCAGCAGCAGUCUUCAAGGUGCUUCGGGAGAGUGUCUGA
This is a messenger RNA of Talaromyces atroroseus, 1032 nucleotides long. Its product is annotated as Pre-rRNA-processing protein ipi1. The transcript has 3 exons. Gene Ontology annotation, cellular component: nucleus. The record is from RefSeq and is a predicted model, not a curated record. Gene Ontology annotation, biological process: rRNA processing. Lineage: Eukaryota; Fungi; Ascomycota; Eurotiomycetes; Eurotiales; Trichocomaceae. The coding region runs from base 1 to 1032 and encodes 343 amino acids.